AUGGAUCUUUCAACCAAAAAAGCGAUCGUUAUAGGGGGCGCUGGAGGCAUCGGAGUUGCCAUUGUUGAAAAUUUAGUUCAACGAGGCAUUCAGAAAUUGGCUGUAAUUGACAUGUUAGAAGAAGAAAAAGCUUCAAAAUUAUUCAAAACUGAAGUUUUUUACAAAAAAUGUUCAGUAACUGACGAGAUUGAACUUGAAUCCGCCAUGAAAAGUCUCAAAGAUGAAAUGGAAGGACUUGAUAUUGUAAUUAAUUCUGCUGGAAUAAGCAAUGAACAUAACCGAAAGGCACUUAUUGACAUCAAUUACGGCGGUGUUGUCAACUCAACUUUUGCCGCCAUUAAACUGAUGCGCAAAGAUCAGAAUGGCAACACGGGAGGCUUUAUCAUCAAUAUUGCAUCAACUUCUGCCUUGGGAGGAUUUUUUAUGUGUCCAAUUUACGCGGGAAGUAAACAUGCUGUUCUUGGAUUCACGAGAAGUUUCAAUAAUUCGGGUUUCAUUGAAAAAACUGGAUUACGUUUUAUCACAAUUUGUCCGGGACCCACAGAAACUCCUUUGGUUAGCAAUAAUGACUUUGUUCAUCAUUUUCCUGAAAUGACAGAAGAGACAGUUGCAAUUUGGAAUCGUCUUCCGAUGCAAAAAGCGGAUUUCGUGGGAAAAUGCAUUCUCGCUGCUUUGGAUGAUGCCCAAAAUGGCGCCGUUUGGCGCGUUCAGGAUAGUCGUUACCAAAAAAUUGAAUUGCAAGAUUUUUCUGAAUUCGAAUAA
This is a messenger RNA of Culicoides brevitarsis, 762 nucleotides long. RefSeq names its product alcohol dehydrogenase 1-like. NCBI's taxonomy places the organism in Eukaryota, Metazoa, Arthropoda, Insecta, Diptera, Ceratopogonidae. The transcript is spliced from 3 exons. The record is from RefSeq and is a predicted model, not a curated record. Gene Ontology annotation, cellular component: cytoplasm. Gene Ontology annotation, molecular function: oxidoreductase activity, acting on the CH-OH group of donors, NAD or NADP as acceptor. Bases 1 to 762 code for a protein of 253 amino acids.